Amphimedon queenslandica is the source of this 1776-nucleotide messenger RNA. RefSeq lists its product as uncharacterized. Lineage: Eukaryota; Metazoa; Porifera; Demospongiae; Haplosclerida; Niphatidae. The transcript is spliced from 6 exons. Gene Ontology annotation, biological process: signal transduction. Bases 1 to 1776 code for a protein of 591 amino acids. The record is from RefSeq and is a predicted model, not a curated record. Gene Ontology annotation, molecular function: protein binding.
AUGAAUGCCAUUCUCGUUCUUUUUUUGCUAUUCAAAGUAACAGUAUCUAUACCUGAUCCUGAUGGCAAGUUGCAUAUAUAUGCACUGCCAGUUGGACAAGGAGACUGCACUGUGAUACAGUGUCCUGAAGCUGAUCCUGAGUAUCCAAAAGGACGGGUCACUAUUAUUGAUGCUGGAGCCAGUAACAAUAGAGGUAUUGACGCAGAAGUUGGAAUAAAAGAGCAUGAAAUUUUAAAAAUUGAAAAAGAAAACGUAACAAUUGAAGACAAAAAGUUAGCAUUAUACUUAAAAUGGUUGUCAGUCAAUCCUAAAGCAACAUGGAGAGAUGUCAUUGAUGCACUGACUAGUAGAAAUCAGAAUAAGCUAGCUCAAGAUAUUAAAGAACAUAUAGACAUUGAUUCUCUUUCUACAUUGUCAUCGUUAUCACCUAAGACAUCAUAUUCUGAUGGUGAUACUGAAAUAAUAUUUUUCCCAAAAGAAGAUCAAACAGUUCAAGAUUCUUUAGAUGAUUUGCAAAUAAAUUUUUCUCACAUCAUGAAAGAAGUAAAAUUAGCAUUUCGUGGAAAAACAGUCCAAAAUUCUCGACAAUCCAUUGAAAUAUCUAAUUGGGUAGAAUCUUACCUUCACUGGGAAUAUGGUACAAUAGAUAAUGAUUUAGAUGAUAUUUUCAAGAAGAUUCACCAUAAUUAUGAUUUCAUUGACUGUAGUCUGAUAGUUGCUAUGUGUAAUGAGUUUAUAAGUGAUGAAAGAGAUCUACUUGAUGAACUGAAGGCUUAUUCAUUAAAAGCUAAUGCAUUUCGUUCAUCAAGACCAAUCACUGAACUCAAACAAAAGCUACGUAAAGUGUAUGGACCUUUUAGACGACAGUUAGAGAAUAUGCCAUUGAUCUGUAUUGAACUACAAAAUCCUUGGAAUGAUGUUAAAAUUAACGGACUUUAUAUUUUGAUUAAAAAAUUAUUACCAAUAGAACUUAGACAGUCAAUAAUGAAAUGCAUCACUAUUGAGUCAGGAUCUGUUGUCAUCAAGUUACAUAUUCUUGACUUUACAGCUGAUACUAAUGCUAAUCCCCACCUGAAAACAUCAAUAGGAUCAAAUGCUGUAAUGAUUGCUAGUUAUGAUGGUAGCUAUAAAGCUGUUGAUCUAUUGAUUAGUAAAGGAGUUGAUUAUAAGUAUCAACGAGAAGAUGGAGCAAAUGCUUUAAUGGUGGCUUGCCAAAAUGGCUACACUCAAAUAGUUGAAUUGUUGCUGAACAAGCAAGUUGAUCCUAACGUUCAAGAAAAAGAUGGAGUGAAUGCUUUUAUAAAUGAUAAAGCAAAUGCUUUUACAUUGGCAUGUCAAAAUGGCCGUACUAAAGUAGUUGAACUGUUGUUGAAGAAUCAAGUUAAUCCAAACGUAGAUGGUUGGAAUACUUUUAUGUUGGCUUGUAAAAAUGGUCACACUGAAAUAGCUGAACUGUUGCUGAAGGAACAUGUUGAUCCUAAUGUUCAAGAGAAAAAUGGAGUAAAUGCCUUUAUGUUGGCUAGUGCAACUGGGCAUACUCAAAUAAUUGAAUUGUUGCUAAGGGAACAAGUUGAUCCUAAUAUUCAAGAGAAAAAUGGAGAACGAGUUAAUCCCAAUGUUCAAGCAAGCGAUGGAGUAAAUGCUUUUAUGUUGGCAUGCCAAAAUGGCCACACUCAAAUAGUAGAACUGUUGCUGAAGGAACAAGUUGAUCCUAAUGUUCAAAACAAACAAGGUCAUACUGAUUUGAUAGCUGCUAGUUGUAAAGGACAUAGUUAA